AUGAAAGAGAAGAUCAUGAAUCAAGAGAAACUCGCCAAACUGCAGGCACGAGUGCGCAAUGGUGGGAAAGGAAAUGCCCGCAGAAAGAAGAAGGUGGUUCACAGAACAGCCACAGCAGAUGACAAAAAACUGCAGUUCUCCUUAAAGAAGCUAGGGGUAAACAAUGUCUCUGGUAUUGAAGAGGUGAAUAUGUUGACAAACCAGGGAACAGUGAUCCACUUUAAGAACCCUAAAGUUCAAGCACCACAGGCUGCGAACACCUUCACCGUCACUGGCCAUGCUGAGACAAAGCAGCUGACAGAGAUGCUCCCCAGCAUCUUGAACCAGGUGGGCGCAGAUAGCCUGCGCACCUUAAGGAGACUGGCUGAAGCACUGCCAAAACGAUUUGUGGAUGGACAGGCCCCACUUGCUACAGGAGGGGAUGAGGAGGAUGAGGUUCCAGAUCGUGUGGAGAACUUGGAUGAGGCAUCCAAGAAUGAGGCUCACUGAUUUGAGUCGGCUUCUGGGGAAGAUGAACUUGAGGAAGUGACUUGGAGCUGCUGUUUUCUAUGAUGACUGCUUUUUAAAUUUGUUUUGUGUAUGGAUCUGAUAAAAUCUAGAUCUCUAAUAUUUUUAAGCCCAAGCCUUUCGGACUUUGCAGC
This is a messenger RNA of Echinops telfairi (small Madagascar hedgehog), 641 nucleotides long. Its product is annotated as transcription factor BTF3-like. The record is from RefSeq and is a predicted model, not a curated record. Lineage: Eukaryota; Metazoa; Chordata; Mammalia; Afrosoricida; Tenrecidae. Gene Ontology annotation, cellular component: cytosol; nascent polypeptide-associated complex. Bases 1 to 489 code for a protein of 162 amino acids. The transcript has a single exon.